Molecule: messenger RNA, 2556 nt
Organism: Penicillium olsonii
Lineage: Eukaryota; Fungi; Ascomycota; Eurotiomycetes; Eurotiales; Aspergillaceae
Source: the annotation of a GenBank genome assembly
AUGGAGCCUCGACGAAGUCAUCAAUUCGACCUCUUUGGUCCCCAGGGGGCAGCUUACGACGAACCCAACCCUAUCGUCGAUAACAUAGAUUGGAAUGACCCCUCCUCUUUCUUCAAGGCCAUGGAAGCAGGCCAGCCUGGUCGCAUGCCUUUACCGGAUAUGAAGUCUCCAGCGGAGGUUCGGAAGAAAGCUGCAGCAAGAAAAGAAGGGAUAUUCUCCAAGCACAAGAUCCUACGGUUGAUUUUGGAGCGCCACGAGGCCACCAUACAAAAGCGUUGGCUGAAAAAGACUCGUCAACAACGAUUGAAGAUCUUGUUGGAUGCCUGGCCCGACAUGCCUGCAAAUCAUCGGCCUGACUUCGAGGCUUUCUCAAAGGAGGCAGUGAAGGACCGCCUCCAAGGUACCACCAAGCGGGGGAGCUUCAUUUGGCCAUACGUCAACCAACAGGAUCUGGCGGACACAAAGUCGUUCCUUUUACUUCUCAAUGCUCGAGGCCGUCAUUCGCCUUCCCAUUUUGCCGCGGCAGAUAACAGAGCCAUCCACCUCGGAUUCGUCAGUAAAGCAAUUGUUCCUAUCUUCUUGAACGAGCAUGUGAUGAUCUUGAACGGAGUGACUGAUGACAGUCGUGAAUACGGAAGACUUGUGAGUUGGCAUGAGGAGCCAGACGCAUUUGAUUGGAUGGCUUCACGCAAACAAUUUCUUCCUGGGGAAGGCCUGAUUAUUUUAGAGGCACAAGAGCGUAUUCUCGAGUUCCUCAUCCAAUGCUCUUUCGGUCUUCUCCAUGAAAUUGACCAAGAGAGCAUGAUCAGUGACGACUUCCCCAUCCUGGAUGAGCCACGUCUCAAGAACGAAAGUGAGAUCAGCGGAUUUGAGUCAUUAGGGGUGAUGACAGCAGAAGCCCCAUAUCGAGUUCCGGCGAAGCUAGAUCUCUCUCAGAUUGAGUCACUGCUCACUGCUCGCGCAUCUGCUGCAGAGGAUCACCUCUGGGCCUUGCGUGAAGACCCUGAAUAUUUCGCCCGUGUCAUGCUUGAAGCGAAGGAUCAUCGGCAAGAAAUGCUGAAAGAUAUCACCGGCAAAUCUCAUCCAUCACUUCGGCCAGGCCAACAAGACAUAAUAUGGUCACGCAUAACUGGCACAGCUGUCAGCAAGGCCUACUUGGAGGUGGAGAUGUUCCAUGAACUUAGCUCUCAAGCCAAGAACUUGGUCCGAUUGCAAAAGCAAUAUGCUGAUCAAAUAAACCCUUCGAAGGAUUUGCCAGAGGAAUACGAACGCCAAUUAAUCCGCUUUCGGCACUAUCUAACUCAAGCGGCGAAAGGACCUCUUACCACUCUCAAAUUAUCAGCUAUUGGGUCACCCCCUUUACGUCCGUUCUUUUCUCGCGAAGUGCCAGAGAGCCCAUCCUCCACAAAGAUCGUAAGUAUCUCGAAACCUGGAGUCAAGCCGGACAAGCUUGAAAAGCAGCUGCUCUGGCUGCUUUCAACUCUAUGGGAAGAUGGCCAAGACUUGUUUUUCGCAAGCAUGAACGUCAUUGUUGAUGAACUGGAAAGAUUACUUCAAGCAGAACCACGCGCCCGCGAACUGCUAUCCCCAUUUAUCAACAGUCUUAUUGGUGACCUUUCUAUAAUCUCACAGACCUUGAAUCAACUAGACCUUUAUCAGCCAUGGGCCCAAACCUGGGAAAAUAAGCUUGCUGAAUGCGAAGAUGACCUCAAAGCCGAUUAUGCCGAACAAACAAAGUCGUGGGCUCUAAUGCUCGGCGCUACCCACGAAAGAGGUCUCCAGCUGAGAGCGGCAAAACUCGCAAACCCAGCAGGUGGAGCGUUCGCCUAUCCUAUUCACAAGCGACGCAAAAAAGAUAAUGUGGAAGCGUUACGCAGUGCUGAAAGCAGACUUGAUGCGUUCUGGGCCGCCAUCGACCAAUUGAUGAAAGCCAAAGCCGGUGAUUUACAAGGUACAGCUGUCCAAGCACUCCUUUCACAGCCACGUACUUUACAGCGCACCCGAGAAUGGGUGGAGCCAGAAAAGACUGCCUCUGCACCCGUUACGCAAAUACAAAAUCCUGAAUUUUACGACUGGGCCUUCUACCGACCAAUCUCAUCAGCCUAUUCUGACACGUCCGCUAAGAACCUGAGCAUCGCACAGCCGAAAACGAAAAUCAAAACUCGCGGGAAGGCAGCUCCUCAAGAAGAGGAUCCGGAAUCAGAAAUCCCACAAGGUCCAGGCUCUGUUGACAUUCAGCCUACGUUCCAUGUGGAUGCACGCACGCUCAAAGUUUUCCGUAUCAUUUUCUUUAACCCAGCCACUACUUCAACUCCAGGCGAGAUACCCUGGAAUGACUUCCUUCACUCCAUGGCCUCUGUUGGAUUCACCGCUAUGAAGCUGUAUGGGUCUGUGUGGCAAUUUCAGCCGACGAAAUUGGAUGUCGAGAGAAGUAUUCAGUUCCACGAGCCCCAUCCCCGGGGCAAGCUGCCUUUCACUACUGCACGUCGCUUUGGACGGAUAUUGAAUAGGGCUUAUGGUUGGUUUGGAGGGAUGUUCGUGCUGAAGGAGAAAUGA